CUUAUACCUCUGAAUGAAAUCCCGCUUAGGAAUAUGGUUUUCUUUGUUAUGUUAAUAAGGCCAUAUCAGUGUAGGAUGUCUCUUAAACCUAAUGGCUUUUAGGAUCUAAAAAGAACAGAUUAGACAAAGAAAGAAGCAAGCACAAAUGGGAGAAAGAUAGAUGCCAUGUGGAGAUUGCCAAGAAACUGAAGGAUGAGUUACAGAAACUGAGACAAGAAUUUUCCCCCAGAGCUGACAGAGAGAGAAACCCUUACCCUAGAGCUGGUGUCCUGAAUUCUGACUUCUAGCUUCCUAAACUGUGAGAAAAUAAAUUUCUGUUCAUCAAAGCCACCUACUUGUGGUAUUUCUGAUACAACAGCACUAAGUAACUAAGACACAGACUAUUGAAAAAAGUUAGGCAAAAGAGAAUAAUUAAACAAGAGUGGUGGCGGAGACAAAGAGAAAUAGAUGAAUCUGGGAGAUAUUUAGUAAGCAAACUCAAGGGAGUUUCAGACAUCCAAGAAGAGAUGUCUAGUAGGAAGUUUUAAAUACAAGUCAGGAGCUCAGUGGAGAGAUGUCAACUGCAUAUGAAAUUUGAGAACUCUUCCGUGAAAAACUGAUAACUGAAUUCACAAUGCAGAUAAGAUUGCUUGGGACAAAGUGCAGAAUGGGGAGAGAAGGAUCCUAAGACCCAGCUUUGAGAACUCUAACGUUUUGAGCCGACUGAGAAGGAGCAAGCAAAGGAGACUGAAAAAAGCCAGAAGAAAAAAACCUUUAAGCUAGGAGAAAGAUCAGACUGUGGCUUAACUAAGGCCAAAGGAACUUUCUAGAAAAAUGACUGAAAAGUAGCCAUUGGAUUUGGUGACAUGUGGGAAAUUGGUGAUUUUGCAGAGAGGAGAAAUGAAAAGUCAGAAAGGGGGUAAACUGGGAAGCAGAAAAUGGAGACCACUCUUGAGAAGUUUGGCUGUGAAGACAAUAGAAAGGACACUAAGCAGGAGAAAGAAGCGGACUGGAGAAGUAAUUUUAAGAUGGGGGAAACUUUGAAGUGUUAAAUGCUGAUAGGAAGGAGCCGGAACAGAGAGAGGAGAAGAUAAAAUAAUUGGCUGAAAAGAAAGAAAUCCAAAGAACAGGGGGACGGAUUUUCUUGGAUUACUGACCCACCAAACCGAACCGACAGCCGGAAUUCGGCGGUUUGGACCGCAUCGAGUUUUAGAUUAAGGGUAUUUUCCUGCACUAAGACCUUCCCUCCUCCGCCUCCUAUCCGUCUUUCCGUGUCCCAUGGCUCUAAUCCCACAUCGCCCCGCCUCGGUGAAAUAAAUGCCUUGUGAACAUGUAAUAAACGUCCUAACCCCAUUAAUAAACGUCCUAGACAAUAAACUCUUCCGGGACACCCGGCAGGGCCGCGCCCAUUUCAAGAUUUCCCGUCCCCCUAAUUUUUUUUAUUGAGACGCGCUUCCGGAGACGCAUGCGCAAAGAGGUCGUAGACGCGCUCAAGGCAGGAAAAGUUGGGGGGGGGGACUCUAAAUCUUGCACAGGCGCGUUAGGUUCUGGUCGCUAUGCGGGUGCUUGUGGGUGGCGGGACGGGCUUCAUUGGAACAGCCCUAGUCCAGCUGCUGAAAGCCCGAGGCCAUGAAGUGACGUUGAUCUCCCGAAAGCCUGGGCCUGAUCGGAUCACAUGGGAUGAGCUCGCUAGGUCGGGGCUGCCCUGCUGUGAUGCCGCUGUCAACCUGGCUGGAGCAAACAUCCUCAACCCUCUCCGAAGGUGCCGGGUCCUGAAGCUGAUAUCCUCCAGAGCAGAGGGAGGAGAGGGUCCGUCUCUGAGGAGAGCCUUUGAGCUGUGGAAUGAAGCCUUCCAAAAGGAGGUUGUCAGCAGCCGUCUGGAGACCACCCAAAUGCUGGCAAGCACCAUCUCCAAGGCCCCACAACCGCCAAAGACCUGGAUCUUAGUCACAGGUGUAGCUUACUACCAGCCCAGCCUGACUGCGGAGUAUGAUGAGGACAGCCCCGGAGGGGAUUUUGACUUUUUCUCCAACCUCGUAACCAAAUGGGAAGCUGCAGCCAGGCUUCCUGGAGAUUACACACGACAAGUGGUGGUGCGCUCCGGAGUUGUGCUGGGCCGUGGGGGUGGUGCCAUUGGCCACAUGCUGCUGCCCUUCCGCCUGGGUCUGGGAGGCCCCAUCGGCUCAGGCCGCCAAUUCUUCCCCUGGAUUCAUAUCAGCGACCUGGCGGGAAUCCUGGCCCAUGCUCUUGAAGCAAGACACGUGCAGGGAGUCCUGAAUGGAGUGGCUCCAGCCCCCACCACCACCAAUGCUGAGUUUGCCCAGGCUUUGGGUGCCGCCCUAGGCCGCCCAGCCUUCAUCCCCCUUCCCACCACUGUGGUGCAGGCCAUCUUUGGGCGAGAGCGUGCCAUCAUGAUGCUGGAGGGCCAGAAGGUGGUCCCACGACGGACAUUGGCCACUGGCUACCAGUACUCCUUCCCGAAGCUGGAGUCUGCCUUAAAGGCAGUGGUAGCCUAAGUAGGGAGGCUGAUGGCAGGGGCCUGAGGCCAUUCCCUCCAACAGUGACUUCCAGCGUAGAUACUGUGAAUAGGUUCGAGUGUGCCUCUACUUGAACUCUGAAGUCAUGCAUUCUUAGGGAUUCCUUCUCCUACUUCUCUCCCAUUGUUUUGUUGCUCCACCCUAUUUAAUUGAGAGACUGCCCACGGUCUCAAGAUUGUAAAUCCAUGAAGUUAGGACCUCAACCCCUUCCCAAAGAAAUUUCCAAGCCUGGUUUCCCUAAGCGUCCCACUCCUGCCUCAGUUCUCCUUUAUGCUAUAUAGGGAAUGCUCUGUAGUUCAGGCAAUAAAGACAGAUUAUCUCACUA
Messenger RNA from Loxodonta africana (African savanna elephant), 2841 nucleotides. It is a transcript of the gene SDR39U1, whose product is annotated as short chain dehydrogenase/reductase family 39U member 1. Lineage: Eukaryota; Metazoa; Chordata; Mammalia; Proboscidea; Elephantidae. The record is from RefSeq and is a predicted model, not a curated record.